Phragmites australis (common reed) is the source of this 1141-nucleotide messenger RNA. RefSeq names its product casparian strip membrane protein 1. The record is from RefSeq and is a predicted model, not a curated record. NCBI's taxonomy places the organism in Eukaryota, Viridiplantae, Streptophyta, Magnoliopsida, Poales, Poaceae. The transcript is spliced from 3 exons. The coding region runs from base 92 to 694 and encodes 200 amino acids.
AUUAAGCUAGCUAAGCUAAGCACCUUUCUCUCUCUGCCUUGUCCACACUUCAUCCACGCAUACCGCCAGCCUGCGCAUAAAUACAGCGACUAUGAGCACCAGCGAGGCCGGCGCCGCCGGCAAAGCGCCGACCACCGCUGCGACGACGGCGCCGCGCAAGACCGGCGUCCCGUUCUUCCGGCGGGCCGACCGCGGCAGCCGGUGCGUGGCGCUCAUCGACUUCGUGCUGAGGAUCGCGGCCUUCGGGCCCACCCUCGCCGCCGCCAUCGCCACGGCCACGUCCGACGAGACGCUCUCGGUGUUCACCCAGUUCUUCCAGUUCCGCGCCCGCUUCGACGACUUCCCGGCCUUCCUGUUCUUCAUGGUGGCGAACGCGAUCGCCGCGGGGUACCUGGUGCUGUCCCUCCCCUUCUCCGCCGUCGUCGUCCUGCGUCCACAGGCCACCGGCUUGCGCCUUCUCCUGCUCGUCUGCGAUACGAUAAUGGUCGGGCUGCUGACUGCGGCGGCGGCCGCGGCCGCGGCCAUCGUGGACAUGGCGCACUCGGGGAACCUGCGGGCCAAUUGGGUGCCCAUCUGCAUGCAGUUCCACGGCUUCUGCCAGCGCACCAGCGGCGCCGUCGUCGCCUCCUUCCUCGCCGUCCUCGUCUUCAUAUUCCUCGUCAUCUUGGCCGCCUUUGCCAUCAGGAAACGCUGAAUGCUACCUUGAUCACCCUACCCAUUCUGUGACUAUAUACGUAUGUGUUUUGCAAGUAUUUUCUCUUGUUUUAUGAGAUACCAGUAUAAUGCUGGGCUAACGCUAUGGUGAUAUUUGUUAAUGCAAAUAAAACCAUAAUGCGAUAUAUGUUUUGAAACGAUACCGAGAGUUUUUAACUUAUUAUAUUGUUGAAUACAUAGCCACAUGUGUAAAAUAGCAUCACAACUUUUGUAUCUUUGGAAACCAUCUAAAUCAUGCGCUUAAGAAAUUCCUAUAUAAUGUCAAAAAUAUUAUCUUUAAAUUCAUUCUCAUUGUACUUUAAUAUGUCUAUCAAGAACUUAGUCCUUAACAUAUUCCCAUCUUGUACAUGCAUUAUUACGAAUCAUUGUUAGAAAACAUUAAUUAUAUAAUGAUAUGGACCAAAAACUAAAUAAAUGAGAGUACUCA